This is a messenger RNA of Cloeon dipterum, 1404 nucleotides long. RefSeq names its product CD2 antigen cytoplasmic tail-binding protein 2 homolog holn1 (gene holn1). Bases 110 to 1138 code for a protein of 342 amino acids. Gene Ontology annotation, molecular function: protein binding. The transcript has 6 exons. Lineage: Eukaryota; Metazoa; Arthropoda; Insecta; Ephemeroptera; Baetidae. The record is from RefSeq and is a predicted model, not a curated record. Gene Ontology annotation, cellular component: U5 snRNP.
UGAUACUGAAUGAGACAAAACGUAAACACAAACAUCUGACCACCUGCUCUCGCUAUCUGCCGCUAAACAUUCGUCGCUCACUUCGAAACUUUGUAUUUCUCAGCUCAAAAUGCCAAAGAGGAAGUUAAAAGAAGAAGAUGAUGAUGAAAACCUUUGGUUGAAUGCUGCAGGUGGCUCCUCAAAAAUAAUUGACCCUGAAAAGAUCAAGAAACACACUCUUGACUCUGAUGAAGAGGACAGCGGCGACGAUGAACAGAAGUACAAAAUUCUUGCUUCUGAUGAUAUUGCAGGCCAAGAGGAAGGCACUGCUCAAUUUGAAGGUGGAGUGCAAAUUACUCCUUUUAAUAUGAAAGAAGAACUGGAAGAAGGCCACUUUGAUGGAGAGGGCCACUAUCAUUUUAAAAAGGAGAGCAAGGAGGACAGAGACAACUGGCUUGAUAAUAUUGAUUGGGUCAAGAUCCGUCAAAGUGAAGAAGAUAAGAAUCUGCAAAGAGGCGGAAACAGCAGUGACGAGGAUGACUUGAAGCCUUUUGACAUUACUGAAGGAUAUCGAUUGAUUCUAGCUCACCUUAAGCCAAAAGAGACCGUGGCAUCCGCCCUGCGCCGUUUAGGCAGUGGUCAGUCUUUAUCCGCAUCUCAGAAACUAAAAUUGAAGAAAAUGGGCAAGAGCGUAGACACGUCAGCUGGAGACAAGACUGCUUUUUUGGCGUUAACUGAGUGUGCAAACAACAUGUUGAAUGCGACAGGAAACAUGAAUGUGUACCAAGAAACAUUUGAGCAAAUAUCUGCAGUUGUCAAAAAGGCAGACGACAAGAAAGCGAAAACAGAAGACCCGCUUGAUAUUUUCGCAGACAACUUCGAUGAGAAGGAAAAAGAACGAAUGGAAACAACUUCCGCUGAGGAAGAUGACAAGGAGAAAGGGAAGGAAUCGCCAAAAGACGAAGCUGGAACUGAUGUGGUUGAAUGGGAGUUUAAAUGGACAGAGAGCAGUGAAGAAAUCCAUGGGCCACAUACAUCAGAGCAGAUGCAAUCUUGGGUGGAAGAAGGCUACUUCAAGGACACAGUGUGUGUCAGAAAAGUUGGCAGUGGUAGCAACUUUUACUCCGCUCGAAGAGUAGAUUUUGAACUUUAUAUCUGAAGUUGAGAACCAUAAUAUUGGUUGUCAAAAAAUUGCCACUUCUGCUCUUUAGUCGUGUCAAGUUGAUAAUCCAAACAUCUCCUUGGAGGAAUCCUUUAAAAUAAUAAUAUUAAUAUUUUCAGAAUUCGUUUUUUAUCCAAAUUUCUUGCUUUGUAUAUUGAUUGCACUGAACUAUCGGGUAGUCUCGCCUGAAACAUUGGCUUCCAAACAAGUUGAAAUAAAGAUGACCCACUUCAUGUGAGGCGUCAGUGUUAUCUUUCUCCAAA